This is a messenger RNA of Trichoplax adhaerens, 651 nucleotides long. RefSeq lists its product as uncharacterized. NCBI's taxonomy places the organism in Eukaryota, Metazoa, Placozoa, Uniplacotomia, Trichoplacea, Trichoplacidae. The record is from RefSeq and is a predicted model, not a curated record. Gene Ontology annotation, biological process: centrosome cycle. Gene Ontology annotation, molecular function: protein binding. The annotation marks the transcript as partial. The transcript is spliced from 3 exons.
UUCGAUGCGGAAUUCCGCCGGUUUUCUUUCGAUAAAAAGCAAAUUACCUCCUUCGAUGAUUUUUUCGACUUGAUAAUGCGUAUGCAUAGACUACGAGAAAAUGAUUACAUUUUAGCCUACACCGAUCCUGUUCAUGGAGACUUUCUACCAAUCAAUAACAACGAAAAUUUCGCUAGAGCGGUUUCCACUGCAAAACCUCUGCUACGCCUAUGUGUGCAAAGAAAAGGGGAUCAGAUAAGAAUCUUUGACUCUCAUAAUAAAGGAAACAAGAAAUCUAAACUUAAUUCAUUACAGAUUAGUUUACCAUCAGAUUUUAGAAAAGUAUCUUCAAUUGUUGAUGCUGAUGUUCUUCCGGUAACGCAGCGCCGUGUUAAAUUGGUUAGAGGUAACAGUAGCAAACCGUUAGGAUUUUAUAUUCGUGACGGUAUUAGCAUCAGAGUAACUUCAAAUGGCAUCGAGAAAGUUCCUGGAAUAUUCAUAUCACGUCUUAUAUCUGGAGGACUGGCGGCUAGCACCGGACUACUUGCCGUUAAUGAUGAAGUGUUAGAAGUCAACGGUAUUGAGGUCGCUGGCAAAACACUAGAUCAAGUAACUGAUAUGAUGGUAGCCAACAGCCAAAACCUAAUUAUUACUGUAAGACCAGCAAACCAA